This is a messenger RNA of Marasmius oreades (fairy-ring Marasmius), 2325 nucleotides long. RefSeq lists its product as uncharacterized. Lineage: Eukaryota; Fungi; Basidiomycota; Agaricomycetes; Agaricales; Marasmiaceae. Bases 523 to 2325 code for a protein of 600 amino acids. The record is from RefSeq and is a predicted model, not a curated record. The transcript has 3 exons.
UCCAAGUAUGAUCGAAGGGGGGUAGUUGAAUCCAAAUGCGACGUGACAGCGACCUUGGAAUGAUUUUGCAGCGGCGUUUUGAAUCUGCGACUCACUAAACUGGAAGAUAUUCUUCCAUCAAGCAUGACUGGGGUGAUGGUGUAAAGCACGUUUUCUAUUUGAACGUUCGGAGCGAUGGUCGAGGCAUGCUAGCGUUCGAUUUGAAAUUCUCCUUAUUCCAAGUAUGAUCGAAGGAGGAUAGAGUUGACACCAAAUGCGACGUGACAGCGACCUUGGAACGAUUUUGCAGCGGCGUUUUGAAUCUGCGACUCACUAAACUGGAAGAUAUUCUUCUAUCAAGCAUGACUGGGGUGAUGGUGUAAAGUGUCGUGUUCUAUAUGAACGUUCGGAGCGAUGGUCAUGGGAAGAGGCAUGCUAGCGUUCGAUUCGAAAUUCUCCUUAUUCCAAGUAUGAUCGAAGGGGGGUGGAGAACACCAUAUAAUCUGCACCAGGAGAUGUUGUUACUUUCGACACUCCAGCCUCAUGAUGUCAAGCGCCCCUCGAGACGAGAAACCACCGAAUCCUGUGAAGAGGUCCUGGCCAACAUGGCACUACACAGAAGCGAACCAGGGCAAGGAUGCCAUCAAGACAGCCAUUGCGAACCUCUUCUGGCAAUCGAUGGCCGAGGCUAUUUCUCUCAUUAUGAGCGACACCAUCGAAGUUGCAAAACGGGCAGGUAUCAAUGUUUUAGCUCUAGCAAAGACAGCGGCACCGGUCUCCACAACCGAUAUAUUCGAUCCUACAGAGGAGGAGAAGGCAUUUACUCAUGUCGCGCGGUGUCUUUUACAGAGUGCAGGCCUUUUUGAUAUAGAUGUUCUCCUUGAAGACAGAGGAAUGGGCGAUCGUAUCGGGGCACCAAUAGAAGCGCUGGAUUGGUUAUUUACCCGUGAUCUGUUGCGAUUCACGACUCGUGGAGUCUUGCGAUGGGGUAAUGCCCAUGGGUCUGUCCUGUGGGGGCCAUUAAAAUUCGAAACGGGUAUUAAAACAGAGGAUAAACAAGUCGAUGGUAUCCUGAUCACUUCGCGAUUCAAUCCAGUUGGCAAACGUCCCGCGCUGCGUCUUGUUCCAGCCAACAUGACCGCAAGACUCCACACAACAGAUAUGGAACAGAUACCACUUGACACCGUUAGCCGCAUUCCGACCUCUCGGCCUUUUGCCCUGAUCAAGGAGGUCAUAGACGGGUUGUUCGUCCAGGUCAACAACAGGGACGUGUAUACCGAGGCAGUCUUGGACAAAUUUGUCUUUCGCACCUUGGAGCUGUACAAGUACAAGGUCGUGCAGCGACUAUCGCCAUCGAAGCUAGAGGAGGCGAGAAAUGUUGCCGUCCAGGAUAUCACGAGCACCUGGAUGAAUUACCAGAACACGAGGGCAUUCGAGAAACUUGUGCUUGAUCAGAGCGGAGUUUUCGUCGACCUUGUAUGGAGUGACCCGGACAUCACACGUUGGACAUCCAUGUUCCAGAACUGUCAGCACUUCUGUUCGAACCUUCUGAAGUCGAAGUGCUUCUUGCGUGUCGACGGUUACGAUAGAGCUGGGCUGCCUAGAGCUCCUGUUCUGCCGGACGAUAAGAAGUACGAGUCAUCGCUUCCCAGCAUACUGAAGGUCUUCGCACUUGUCGAUGACCAAAGCCCACGGAUUAGCCCUACUUUCGCGCAAUAUUUUGAUUCGGUGACGCGGUCGAAGGAAGGAGCGACGAUGGUAUCGUUCAAAGAGCCGGAAGUGGAGGAAACGCUGAAGUCUCAGCCGGGGAGAGCUUCUCUGCUUGAUAUGAGAAUGUACGGGAUUCCGAUCUUGCCUGGGACAGUGGAAUAUUCCAAGACUAAUUUGCGGCUCGGACUUCGUCCUGAUGAGCCCAACGAUGCAUGGUUUGCAAUCUCGGCUGCUACUCUCUACUUCGUCGCUCCGACAGAUCCCUUGCACGAAAUCACGCAGAAGCUGGAGAGCACGUCCAGAGCUACAGCACUGGGUAUACUGGGGCUCGGCAUGUUUGAGUGGUUAGAGAAGGCCGCCAAUCCGAGGCUCCUGAACUCAAUCAUGUUCGACGCGCUGAUGCUACUGACAGAAAAGGAGCGACAAGAUAUUCACGAUGAUGUCAAGUAUGCAAAGCUGCUUAAAGAGGCGCAGGAAAAGUUGGCGAAGGCAAAGCAGCAAGGUGAUGCCCAGUUGGUGGAAAAGUGCACGCAGCGAGUGUUGGCUAUCGAGGCCAGUAGGAGGUACGAGGUCGACAUACCUAAACUUCGGGCGAAGCAACGUGGAAGUUGGGAUUUUUUGGCUGGUCUGAACUGA